GUCAGCCGCCAUCGCCGUUAAUAUUUGUCGGUGCAGGGCUCUGUGAAGCAGUUGUUUGACAUACAAAAAAUUUGGAAAAAUCGAAAUCAGUGUAAUUUUUGCAAAACUUUUUUCGAAAAGCCGUGAAAAUAUUAAAAUAUUUAUUUAAAAAAUGGGCGAACAACCAAUAUUCACCUGCCAGGCGCAUGUCUUCCAUAUUGAUCCGAAGACUAAACGCACCUGGAUUACGGCCAGUAUGAAAGCAGUCAAUGUUAGUUUCUUUUACGAUUCUUCACGCAACUUAUAUCGCAUUAUAAGUGUUGAGGGUACCAAGGCGGUGAUAAAUUCCACUAUUACGCCCAACAUGACAUUCACACAGACAUCACAAAAGUUUGGCCAGUGGAGUGAUGUACGGGCUAAUACAGUUUAUGGUUUAGGCUUUUCUUCGGAAGCUGAAUUGACAAAGUUUGUGGAAAAAUUCCAAGAGGUUAAGGAAGCCACAAAAAAUGCCUUGAAAUCGGCUAAUGGCUCCGCCGCCGUGACGCCCACCACGUCGGCUAAUACAUCGCCCAUUAGUUCUAGAACCGCUGCUAUGCAACAAAAUGAUAAUGCUGCUAUGGUUGAUCCUCAUACUGUGGAACCGCCCAAUAUGUCAAAUACUAAUACUCAAAAUGCAAAUCCUGAUAGUCCAUCUCAUAAACUUUUAACGUCAACACCAGAAAUAAAGCCAGAACAUGUAACAGCUCCUUCCCCAGCACCAAUGGUUAAUGUUAGCUCUGGCGGUGGCAGUGGCGGCAGUGUAGUUGGCAUGCAUACUGGCAGUGGUCCACCCACGAGUGAACAACAAUUGAAAUAUGAAAAUGAACGUCUAAAGAUGGCUUUGGCUCAAAGCUGUGCUAAUGCCAAAAAAUGGGAAAUCGAAUUGGCUACUUUGAAAAAUAAUAACCUACGUUUGACUAGUGCUUUACAGGAAUCCACCGCAAAUGUAGAUGAAUGGAAACGUCAGUUGCAUACCUAUAAAGAGGAAAAUAUACGCCUUAAACGUGAAAUUGAAUUAAUUCGAGCUGGUGCUCCUGUACCGGCAUCCGUAGGUGGAGCCGCUAGUAAUGAAUUAGUUGAGGAGUUGAGACGUGAAUUGGCCGUUCUGAAAGCACGCAAUGAAUCAUUACAAAAUGAGCUUAUGAAUCAAGAACUAGAACUAAAAACUGCUAAUUUAAAUCUUAGAGAGAAAUGUAAUGAUCAAGCGAUGGCUAAAAUGAGUGAAUUGAAUGUUUUGUUUGCUAAACAUUUAUCAGAACUAUUUGGUGUGCAAAAAGAUAUGGAAAAUGUUAUACAUCCACCCAAAAGCACUUGAGAUACAGAGACUAUAAAUUAUUAUAAAAAGAUUUCUGAAGAAAAUGCGGCUUCAUUGAGAAAUUAUUUACAGCCCAGUUUAGGUUUACCGUGUGCAGUGGAUACGGAAAGUACACUUUCCAAUGUCACCUCUAUACAAUCCCAGUUACAAUCAUUAUAUGAAACAUGUCAUGAUCCUUUGAAAAUCUAUCAAAGUCUUCAACAACAACAACAACAGCAACCAACAACUCAAAUCCAUAGCAGU
Lucilia sericata (common green bottle fly) is the source of this 1576-nucleotide messenger RNA. Its product is annotated as homer protein homolog 2-like. The record is from RefSeq and is a predicted model, not a curated record. Gene Ontology annotation, biological process: G protein-coupled glutamate receptor signaling pathway; regulation of store-operated calcium entry. Gene Ontology annotation, cellular component: plasma membrane; dendrite; cytoplasm. NCBI's taxonomy places the organism in Eukaryota, Metazoa, Arthropoda, Insecta, Diptera, Calliphoridae. Gene Ontology annotation, molecular function: G protein-coupled glutamate receptor binding.